UCGUUCUUCAAUCACGUUGCCGUCUCUUCUUCAUCUCCGAGGCACCACGGUCGCCGGACCGCCGGACGUCAUCUCCGAUUGCCGGAGCAGGCUGCAGCGCGUAGAAGAAUCCGACGGGCAGGACCGGCCCACAGCAGGGGCACCCAGACCAAUGGCACAGGCCCCUUAAAAUAGUACGGAGUAUAAUUAGGCAGCUCCUGUGCAAGAAAGCUAGAGAAGAGUAGAACUGUAGAAGCAGUCUGGAUUUCGGCCGUCCAAUUGCCCACUCCCAAAAUAUUAAUUUGCAGCAGCCCAAGGAAAUUCAUUAACUAAUCAAUCGACACCAAUCCACAUUCCCCCAAUCGGCAAUUUGCUCUGCAGGGACAAAGGAAGGACGCCACAACGGUUGGAAUAAGUCCAGGAGGGUUACCUGAAGACUCCACCGCGCCUCGCGGCCGCCCCUCCAGCCUGUUGAAUAGGUGAUUCUGCUCGGCGCUCUCAGGCUCGCUGAACCAGUCACUCUUUACGGGAAAUUAGCGAAGAAAAUUGCAUUAUUAGCGGUGGUAAGAUACACUGAAAAGCUCUGAUCAGUAACUGGAAUGGCCUUUCCAAGAAUGCUGCAUCACCUUACUCGUAGCCUCACUACACUUUCUUCAAGAUCACUACAAGUCUGUAUUGUUGGUAGUGGGCCUGCUGGAUUUUACACUGCCGAUAAGAUUCUUAAAGCACAUGAAAGAGCUGAAGUCAAUAUACUCGAUCGGUUACCGACGCCAUUUGGGUUAGUCCAAUAUGGUGUUGCUCCAGAUCAUCCUGAAACCAAGCAUGUUCUCCACAUUUAAAAUCCGUUCAAUUGGGAGCAUCACCAUAGAGGAGUCAGACACUCGGACAUAUUCCCCCCGUAAAAUUACUGCUUCAGGCUUUCAGCACUGGUCAGAAUUUAUUAUAUGACAAGAAUCCACAACGUCGAGCCAAAGCUGCUGCAAGCUUUGCUUCUUGCAUAUUACAUUAAUUUGUGACUUCAAUAUCGUGUCUUUUUUUUCAUUUAAGGAGGGGCAUGGGUAGUUACGGCUUAUUUUAUUAUGUUAAACAUUAUUUGUAUUAUUGUUGUUGAUGAUGAUGGUCUUGCUGCUGUUGUUAUUUUGAUUAGUGUUAUUUUUUUGAGAUAGUUCUCUUAAUAUGCUUACUUCACAAGAACAGAAUGUGAUAAACCAAUUUUCUCGGAUACUUCAAGAUGAACGCUGCUCAUUCUUUGGAAAUGUCUCUCUUGGGUCGUUGAUAUCCUUGACUGAGCUGCGUGAUCUAUAUGAUGUGGUAGUGCUUUGCUAUGGUGCUGAAGGCGACCGAGAUCUUGGCAUUCCUGGUGAAGAUUUGUCAGGGAUAUAUCCUGCUAGAGAGUUUGUCUGGUGGUAUAAUGGGCAUCCUGACUGCAGAUACUUGGCUCCAGAUUUGAAGAACACUGAUACAGCUGUUAUUGUUGGUCAGGGAAAUGUUGCUCUUGAUAUGGCCCGUAUGCUUUUGCGACCAACAGCAGAGUUGGCAAAAACUGAUAUUGCCUCCCAUGCCUUGGCUGCUCUAGAAGAGAGUUCUAUAAGAAAAGUUUAUGUUGUUGGCAGACGUGGACCGGUGCAAGCAUCUUUCACUGCGAAGGAGUUGCGUGAAACUCUUGGUAUCAAGAAUUUGUUCAUUCACAUUGACAGAGCAGACCUGCAUAAAACUCCUGCUGAUGAGGAUGUACUCAAGAAUAAUCGGAUCAAUAGGAGAGUUCAUGAGUUGUUGUCUCAGGAAGCUACUCCUACACCUUUAUUCCCUUCUCCUGGGCAACGUGAACUGCACUUUGUUUUCUUUCGAAAACCAGAUAGGUUUUUAGAAUCAGAUGCUAGGUCUGGUCAUGUGGCUGGGGUGCACUUUGAGCGAACAACUCUUAGAGAUGUUGGAUCUGGAAAACAGAUUGCAGUUGGUACAGGACAGUUUGAGGACAUUAGAUGCGGGCUGGUUUUGAAAAGCAUUGGUAAUAAGUCAGUAUGUGUAGAUGGCUUACCUUUCGAUCACAAGAAUGGCAUAGUUCCAAACAUUAGAGGCCGUGUCCUAAGUGAUUCUACAUAUCUUACAGAGGUUGAGAAGGGUUUAUAUGUAUGUGGUUGGUUGAAAAGAGGAGCAACUGGAAUCAUCGGUACCAAUCUUUACUGUGCUGAAGAGACUGUUGCUAGCAUCUGUGAGGAUAUCAAGAAAGGAAUUCUACCAUCUGACUCUUCAUCAAAGCCAGGGAAGAAGGGCCUUCUUGAACUACUAGAUACAAGAAACUCAGUGGCCGUCGCAUCUGAAGAGAAGAAAGAGAGUGUUUGAGAAAUAAUUUGGUUUUGACAGAUCUUCCAACUGCAACUGCUCAUGUUUUGAAGAUUGAAGUAAUAAUAUCUCUUACAUUCACAAGUAAACCCUAAUUUCUUGCCUUGGUGCUUUUGCUCAGAUGUGACAUGGUGUGUAAAAGCCUAAUUUGGUUUCAUGCUUUCUAAUUUUUACAUUGCUAAUUGUUAGGUCUAUCUUUGCGGUUUCAAGCUUUUUCAUCACAGUGCAUAUAUUAGGAUCUGACAAGUGUAUGCGUGUUUGGCUCAUUGUAAGGUUUUGCAUACAUAAUUAGAUGUCUUGUGUAAAACUGUAAAUGCUAUUUUCCCAACACAGAUUUGGGAAUCAGUUUCUUCUUGCUCAUCCGUUCUUCACUGCAGUAAACCUUUGUUUUGUCUAUGGUUGUAUUAGUAGCAGCUCCUGGCGUGUUUUUAUAAAUCGGCCAUGCAAAACAUUAUACAUUAAUUUACAGGACAGGUUCACUUCGAAAGAAUGUAGUCAGUGAGUAAGCACCUAAACUAAUGUGCAUUAUUGGUUCACC
Cuscuta epithymum is the source of this 2860-nucleotide messenger RNA. The record is from the annotation of a GenBank genome assembly. Lineage: Eukaryota; Viridiplantae; Streptophyta; Magnoliopsida; Solanales; Convolvulaceae.